Cyphomyrmex costatus is the source of this 571-nucleotide messenger RNA. RefSeq names its product 52 kDa repressor of the inhibitor of the protein kinase. The record is from RefSeq and is a predicted model, not a curated record. Bases 265 to 537 code for a protein of 90 amino acids. Lineage: Eukaryota; Metazoa; Arthropoda; Insecta; Hymenoptera; Formicidae. The transcript has 2 exons.
AACGCGACGAAUUUUAUGUGAGAAACAGUGAGAAUAGUGCUACGUGUGAUAAAGUGAUAAGUGAUACGUGUUUAAUUUUAAUAAUUAUUCAGUGUAUUCAGACGUGUUUAAGAAAGUGUAAAAAAACAGAGAACGUAGACCGAGUUAGCUUUACGGAGAAUAGGUUAUCUGUACAAAAAUAGUACAGAUUUCAAAUUCUCUUGAAGCACUUUGAUCUUAGCUUUCUGUUACAGAUAUUUGGAGAGAUUUUAAAAGGCGAAAAAAAUGUGUGCUCAAAAAUCAAGCGGAUGGUGUGUCGUAAAGGAGGACUGUAAUAAAAAUAUUGUGGAAAAACGACACUUUUUUCGGUUUCCAAAGGAACAUGACAGAUGGUUGCAAUGGAUACGUGCGUGUGAAAGAUUAGAUUUAGAAGCAAGUGGAGCAGAAUAUGCCCAUCGCAUUUAUAGAUUGUGCCACUUACAUUUUGAAGAAAAGUGGUACAAUAUAAGCAAGAGUAGAGCUAUUCUUCAUCCGGAUGCAGUACCAACAAAAUUAUGAGAGAGAGAGAGAGAGAGAGAGAGAGAGAGAGAGA